Messenger RNA from Magallana angulata, 4161 nucleotides. RefSeq names its product SPRY domain-containing SOCS box protein 1-like. Gene Ontology annotation, biological process: proteasome-mediated ubiquitin-dependent protein catabolic process; intracellular signal transduction. The transcript is spliced from 4 exons. Gene Ontology annotation, cellular component: SCF ubiquitin ligase complex. Gene Ontology annotation, molecular function: protein binding. Bases 565 to 1401 code for a protein of 278 amino acids. The record is from RefSeq and is a predicted model, not a curated record. Lineage: Eukaryota; Metazoa; Mollusca; Bivalvia; Ostreida; Ostreidae.
CUAGCUUGGCAGCCAUGUUGAUCAUUGCCUGCUGUGAAUCACAAAAGUGGCAAUGAAAAUAAAGCAGCAGAAGAUCCAUAAAUCGACAUAGAAGAUCUUGUAAACAUACAUUAUAUGUUUAAUAUGUCAUCUUUUUAAAAAACGUGAAGGGGACUCAGGAUUCCUCCCUGAAAGUGUUAAGGAACCAAUCAUUAAGGGCAUACAUUAUUCAUAAAACAUGAAAAUUCAAUGAGAAGUUUUGCAUGACUAGCCAUGGGGCUCAACAAUAUCAAUGAGGAAAGAUUCAAUACUGCAUUUUUCUGCCAGAGUUGAUGCACCAAAUCAAAGUCAAAUCUUUUCAAAUUAUCAUGAAAUGAAGGAUACCAACUGACAAAGGGAAGCUGCUAAAUAAAAAAGAAAUCUACCAGAAAUUACGUCAAGGUCAUGAUCUAACAUCCAACUUCUAUUAUCAAGUGAUACAAAAUUGCUCAUGAUCUACACAGAAUAAAUCAGUUGGUCUGAAUUGUUUUCCCUUGAACAUUUUUCAAUCUGUGAACAGAGCCUGCCCUAAAUCAUGGUCAGUAAAUGAGCAUGGGGCAGAAAGUAUCAGGUGGAAUAAAAACGGUUUCAGCACGAGAUUCCUCCUACAGAACCCUCUACCGAGGUGAAAUGGUGUACAACCCCGAUUAUCAGAAGCCUGCCCGGCUGGACAUGCUCCUCGACAUGCCGUCCCCAAACAAAGACUCCCAAGUCAACCAUUCCUGGAAUCCGGAUGACAGAUCUUUAAACAUAUUUGUGAAAGACGAUGACAAGUUAACGUUUCAUCGUCAUCCCGUUGCUCAAAGUACAGACUGCAUACGUGGCAAAGUAGGGUAUACAAGAGGACUUCAUGUGUGGGAAAUCAUUUGGAGCACAAGGCAGCGUGGGACCCACGCUGUGGUAGGCGUGGCUACGAGUGAUGCGCCCCUACACUGCGUUGGUUAUCAGUCUCUUGUGGGCAGUAAUUGUGAAUCUUGGGGAUGGGACUUGGGAAGGAACAAACUUUACCAUGACGUUAAAAAUAAUCCUGGUGUAACAUAUCCUAGUCUGUUGAACUCAGAUGAAAACUUUGUAGUACCAGACAGUUUCUUGGUUGUAUUGGACAUGGAUGAGGGAACUCUCAGUUUUGUGGUGGACGGCCAGUACCUCGGUGUAGCCUUCAGAGGACUCAAAGGGAGAAAACUGUAUCCAAUUGUCAGUGCCGUGUGGGGUCAUUGUGAAAUAACAAUGAAAUAUUUAGGUGGACUGGAUCCGGAACCUCUACCCCUGAUGGACAUCUGUAGGCGUACAAUCAGGCAUCAACUUGGGAAAAAUAGACUACAUGAAAUUCCUAGACUACCGUUACCAAAUCCUCUCAAAAGUUAUUUACUCUACCAGUCUUAGUACAUCAUCUUUGAGAAAAUCUUGUGUUUCUGUGAAUAUAUAUAUGUGUGUGUGUGUGUGUGUGUACUCCAAUCUCAUGGCUCUCCUGAGAUCUACAGAUCUGGUGCUUGGUAUUGGUGGUACAUAUACUGAAAAAUGAUCUACAGACAUUAAUAGAGAGAAUAGUGAAAGACAGGAUGGGGAGUAAAGAUGUUAUCAUGAAAGACAGGGACUCUAUCUGAGUUAAAGUCAUUCAAGUUUGAUCUCAAAUGAAUGUAAUAAUAUAUAGAUAUAGAAUAAUACAAGGGAUGGUGUGAACAGUGUUUUAAAAACCAAAUGCUAAUUCUGUUGGAAUGUUCAAAUUACUGUAGUAUGUCUAACAAGGGUGAAGAAAAGUUGGUAAAAUCAUUUUCUAAUCAAAUAAUUACAAAUGAAAUCAUGAAUUGUCUUUUGUGAUUCACAUUAUUUUGUAUGGCAUUUUGUAAAUUAUUCUCCAGUUCUUCAAACUUGGAUCUGCAGAUAUCUGUUUUGUAUUCCUUAUCUAUGUUACUUCAAGGGCCAUUAUGUGAACAGAAAUCUCAUUGUUGUAAGAGUGUGUGACUUUUUUUUAUGCUAGCAAUGUGGUAUUGUACAAAGAAUUUGUGAAAUAUGAAUUGAGUAUGAAUGAUAUUGUCUCAUAAUAUGGUAUGUGUGUUUUUUUCUCCCUACCCUUAAUGUGUUGCAAGUCUAGUCAAUUAUGGUGUUUUUACUUCCAUACAUUGAUGCAGUUUCACAACCUGUGUCCCAUGAAUUUAGAUGUCUUUAUAUAUUUAAAGAUUGAGAAAAGAGCUUUCUGAGAAAGCAGUGUGUGGCAGAUAGUCAUAAAAUGAGCAUGUUUUUGGUUUUAUUUGUUUUGGGGUAAGGGGGAGGGUCUCGAUAACAGAUGUAAACCUUCCAAUGCCUUUGUACUCUUUUUUUUUUUUUUCAGUUUGAGCACUAAAAAUGAUGAGAUAUUUUUUUUUUAUAUAUUUAUAUCCCUGUGCUUAUCAUUCCCCCUUUCAGAAAAGUAAGAAUGAGGUACAUUGAAUCUUUCCAAACUUUUUUACUUUAAAAUUAUCAAUGACACAAUUAUACAAAUGAAAUUUCUGCAGGUACUGGCACUCCUUUUCAACAAUAAAACAUACCUGUAAUCAAAUUAUAUUGCCUUAAAUUGCUUAUAAAUUGAGAUUUUUUUGGUAGGAAAAAGAUGUUACAUGAUUUUAGUUUUCAUGAAAUAAUUUAAAGGAUGAUGGGGAAAUAAAAAGAAAACCAAAACCAUGAAAUAAUUUUAUGUGUGAUGUUGAUUCCUUUAUCGUUGGUGUGAAACACAAUGUUUUAGAAGAAGAAUGGCUGAUUUUCAGUUCAAAUACGUCACUACAACUGCAGUGUCUUCAGUGGAAUUGUAUUUAUGCUUAAAAGUAGUCACUGAAAUAAUUUAACAGAGAAAUUGUAUUUGGAGUUUAGAUUUUCCAAUGUUUUGUUGACAUACUGGUAUAUCUAUCUGUGCUUCUUGGUCAGCUCUGUGUGAAUCAUUUGCUGCAACAUGUUAGUUAGUAUGAUGCAGAAACAAAAGAAAAGUAUUUGUUAAUCAAAUCUAAUACUGGUGAAAUCCUCGCACAGUGCUUCUGAAAUAUGGCUUCAUCCAAUCUGACAUGAUAAAUAUAGGGUUUAUAGAACUUCAAUAUGAUACAAAUAUUUCCUCAGUAUUUCCACUAAACUGCAGUUUUGUAUGGUGGGUUGUUUUUUAUUUUUGGUCACAAUACAAUAAAUUGUAUGAAUGUGAUUAGUACAUAAUUAUAAAUAAUUUAAGAACUAAUGGAAUUAAUGCUGAUCUAACAGAUCAAUGGAUUGUACAGUGGUACUUUGAUAAAUAUUAUGAUUCUUAUUUAUUGCUGUAGAUGUAGACAUUCUAUUUGUGCAUUGCUCUUCAUUUUCAGUGUGUGAUGUUUGGUAUAACAUGGUCCACCAUUUAUAAACAUUCAGUUGAUUAGCAAAUGAGUUUUAUUAGUAGAAAUGGUUACCGGUAAAUUCCAUUACAGAAAAUACAGGAUUUCAAAUGCAUGUACCGGUAAAUAUAUUUUGAUAUAUUUCCCUUUUACUGGAAAACCUUUUAUUGUAAAGAUUGUUAUAAUUUUUGUAUCAUGAAAACAUACUGCCGAUUUUUUAAAUUUUUUGGUUAAGUGAGAAUCAUAGUGCAUUUUUAAGAAUAUUAAAGCAAUGAUCAUGAAAAAAAAACUAUGUUGUGAAGUCCUUUGGCAUCACUGGGCUUAAUCCCAAGUAGAUGUUGUGGCAAUUUUGUAAUUUUAUGAGUUUCAUUUUGUGAAAGUCCUUUUUAGUCGCUUUUUAAAAUCUUGAGCUUUUAAACUGAAAUUUUUUAAAAAUUUGACCACUGGAGACUAUCAGAUUUCUCCAAAAGCAUACAUUUAUUACAUGUAGUUUUUUACAACCCCUGUUAUAUAAUGUUAAUAUUUGGAUUUUAAUUGAUAGCAAAGAUUUUAAAUGCAUGGGUAAUGAGACAGUUGAUGGAGUCUAAAUGUGUCUUUUAAACUUGCAUGCAGAGUAUAAUUCACGAAAAAGAUAAACUUCUAAGAUAGAUGAAUGUUUGUUAAGCAUUAUAUUUAUUUGCACAAAUCAAAUGUGCGGGCCAUAUUGCAUGUGUUUGUUUCAUUUGUUUCAUAAGUUUGUUUUCUUUGUAAAAGCAAUGGUUGUAAGACAAUUCUAGCCAAAUCUUAAUUGACAUAAUAAAUAUGAUGUGAAACUUAA